Rotaria socialis is the source of this 1377-nucleotide messenger RNA. The record is from the annotation of a GenBank genome assembly. NCBI's taxonomy places the organism in Eukaryota, Metazoa, Rotifera, Eurotatoria, Philodinida, Philodinidae.
AUGCCUAGUGAAAUUAUUACAUUGCAACUUGGACAAUGUGGCAAUCAGAUUGGUAUGGAGUUUUGGAAACAAUUAUGUGCAGAACAUGGUAUAAGUCCUGAAGGCAAACUAGAACCAUUUGCAACAGAAGGUUCUGAUCGAAAAGACGUCUUUUUCUAUCAGGCCGAUGAUCAACAUUACAUUCCUCGUGCUGUUUUACUUGAUCUUGAACCUCGUGUUAUUGAUGGUAUUCUGAAAUCAUCAUAUAAACAUUUAUACAAUCCUGAAAAUGUUUAUAUUUCAAAAGAUGGUGGAGGAGCUGGUAAUAAUUGGGCUCAAGGUUAUCAUCAAGGUGAUAAAUUAUCUGAAGAAAUUUUCGAUAUAAUUGAUCGUGAAGCUGAGAAUGGAGAUUCUCUUGAAGGCUUUGUACUUUGUCAUUCAAUUGCUGGCGGAACAGGUUCAGGCUUGGGUAGUAAUAUCCUCGAAAAAGUUAAUGAUAGAUUUCCAAAAAAAUUAAUUCAAACUUAUUCCGUUUUUCCUAUGACAAAUGAAGUGGCUGAUGUUGUUGUUCAACCAUAUAAUUCAGUUUUGACACUCAAACGUUUAAUCGAAAAUGCUGAUUGUACUGUUGUCUUAGAUAACACAGCAUUAAAUCGUAUAGCUACUGAACGUCUUAAAAAGGCAACACCAACGUUAGCUGAACUGAAUCAGCUAGUAUCAACCAUUAUGUCUGGCAGUACUUCGACACUUCGAUAUCCUGGUUAUAUGAAUAAUGAUUUAAUUAGUUUGAUAUCAUCACUUAUUCCAACUCCUCGUUUACAUUUUCUUAUUUCGGCCUAUACACCAUUGACAUCUGAUAAAACAGAAUCUGAAGUUCGUAAAACGACUGUUCUUGAUGUAAUGCGUCGUUUAUUACAACCUAAAAAUGCUAUGGUUACAACUGCAUCUCGUGAUAAAAAUAUAACUCAUUGUUACGUUUCAAUCUUGAAUAUAAUUCAAGGUGAAGUUGACCCAUCGGAGGUUCAUAAAAGUUUAAUGCGCAUUCGUGAACGAAAAUUAGCAGAAUUUAUUCCAUGGGGACCAGCAUCAAUUCAAGUAGCUCUAUCAAAAAAAUCGCCAUAUGUUACAACACAACAUCGUGUUAGCGGCUUAAUGCUUGCCAAUCAUACAGGCAUUUCAUCACUAUUUGAUCGUAUCUGUGAUCACUAUGAUAAAUUAAUAAAGCGCGAAGCAUUCGUGGAAAAUUUUCGUCGAUUACCAAUGUUUAAAGAAAAUCUCGAUGAGUUUGUUGAUUCACGUGAAGCUGUACAACAGCUUAUGGAUGAAUAUCGUGCAGCAACAAGAAAAGAUUAUAUCAAUUUUGGAAAUACAGAAACAACUCAAGAAAGUAAAAGCUGA